AUGAUGACGACGGCGUCCCCGUCGCUUAUCCGCCGGCUGGCGCCCUACUUAUCCGCUCGAGUCCGCCAAAAUUCCAGGUUUCUCAGCUCAACCUCCGCCGUUCCACAACCUCAGCUAGAUUCAAUUGAAUCUCCAUCUCCGCCGUCCGACGCCGUUCAUAUGACCGACGGUUGUGUCCGACGAAUGAAAGAGUUGCAAGCCGAUGAGGGUGGUACGAAGUUGUUGCGUUUGAGUAUUGAAGCUGGAGGUUGCUCGGGAUUUCAGUAUAAUUUUUUGCUUGACGAGAAGACCCAUUCUGAUGAUAGGAUUUUUGAGCAGGAUGGGGUGAAAUUGGUAGUUGAUAAUAUCUCCUUUGACUUUGUGAAAGGUGCAACUGUUGAUUAUGUUGAGGAACUUAUCCGUUCGGCUUUCCAGGUGUCCACAAAUCCGAGUGCCGUGGGUGGAUGUAGCUGUAAAAGCUCUUUUAUGGUGAAGUAG
Molecule: messenger RNA, 477 nt
Organism: Striga hermonthica
Lineage: Eukaryota; Viridiplantae; Streptophyta; Magnoliopsida; Lamiales; Orobanchaceae
Source: the annotation of a GenBank genome assembly